AUCGCAUUGCGUGGUAACAGUGAUGUUGCUAAUUGAAGCGCAUGCGAGUCCUCUUGACGUACUGGAGUUGCGUCCCGCAGUGUUUUUGGUUGGACCCUGCCAAGACCGAGGCGGUCGCGUAUGUCGAAGCCUCGCGAGCUUAAAGAUUGAGCACAUCAACUCUCAGAAACAUGCCUCUUCGCCCGUUCCCUCAUCCUUUCCGCAUUGGCACAGAUCUCUGCCAUGUCAAGCGUAUUGCUCAAAUAAUCAAAGCGAAGGAAAACGGCAACGCAGGCCGGCCCUUAGAACAAUUUCUGUCAAAGAUCCUGACGCAUCCUGAACGUGCCUACUUCCGUCGGCGAUUUGGGAGUAAUCAGGCCGUUUCCCGUAAUCUUCAAAAUGUUUCACAUUUUCUCGCGGGCAGAUUCGCAGCAAAGGAGGCAUGCCGAAAAGCCUGUGAUCACCUAGAUAAGAAUACGAGAGGGUUCCAGCAUAUCGUCAUCCUCCCGGUCAAUGGCGCUGGACAGCAGGAGCAUCAAAGUCAAAGACCGGAAGGUCUCAUCCUACACGAAGCAUUGCGCGAAGCCGAAGACGCAGAGGCGGCUGAGGAGGCGCCUUUCGAUGUAACGACCCUGGACGGCCAAAUGUGCGAGAUCAGCAUAUCUCACGACGGCGACUAUGCACAUGCAGUCGCGCUUGUGCCUAGCAUGAAGCACAGCGGUUCCAGCGCUGGGGUGGCGUCUGCGACACGUGUAUCGGCACAGGGUCAAGUGGCGUCCUUUCCUAACAUUUCUAUAAGGUUGUCGUAAAUGCAAGUCACACAGUACUAUACAUGGUACAGACAGGGGUUGAAAUAAAGUCACAUUUGUAGAGGCUUCAGGGGGAUAUCUUUGCAAGUGUUGACAUCUACAACAUAGUGUCAAUCACUUGACUUAACAAGUGUUGGGUAUCACUAGCAUUUUACAGAAAUGUCGACAGCUUACCAGCACUGGAUCGUUCAUUUACGCCGAAUGCUUGGAAAGAAAGUCAUCGAGAAAAUCAUGCCACCGGACGGGCAGCUCCAUUUGAUCGACACCAAUGC
Didymella exigua CBS 183.55 is the source of this 1060-nucleotide messenger RNA. RefSeq lists its product as uncharacterized. Gene Ontology annotation, molecular function: magnesium ion binding; holo-[acyl-carrier-protein] synthase activity. The transcript is spliced from 2 exons. NCBI's taxonomy places the organism in Eukaryota, Fungi, Ascomycota, Dothideomycetes, Pleosporales, Didymellaceae. Bases 171 to 788 code for a protein of 205 amino acids. The record is from RefSeq and is a predicted model, not a curated record.